GAAGUCAUGUAGCAUAGUGUGUAAUACGCACGUUAUUUAAUAUUCUAAUAAAGAUGAUAUUCUUGACAUAAAUCAACUCAUAUGUAUAAAUUAUAUAGAAUAGAAAAAUAUUCAUAUAUCAAUGAUACUUGAUUAUUAUAAAUAUAAUAUAUUAUAAUAAAUAAAAUUAAAUAAAAUGUUGAAAUCGAUUUGUAAUGUAACAAGUUAACCUCAACGUGUCUAUCUUCAAAUACAUGCGAUUUGUAGCGGAUAGGUAUUAAAAAAUGGCUAGAAUGCUGAAAUUUCUUCAGACAAUAAGAAAUAAUUGGAAAAAAUCGGCAUUUGGUGCUGUUGCCUUAUCAUAUGGAGUUUCAUACAGUAAAGAAUCAUAUGACACCCAACAAUUGAUGAGACAAUAUUGUGAAGAUGUAAUAAAAUAUGGAGAUGAACCUUGUCCUACAACCAUGAAACCUCGUCAUGUUACAGUUAUAUUAAAUCCUGCUGCAAAAAACAGAAAAGCAAAAAAGUUAUUUGAAGAUUACUGCGAGCCAUUAUUACAUUUAGCUGGAAUUGCAGUAACAAUUGUGCAAACGGAAUCAACAAGUCAUACGCGUAGUGUAGUGGAAAAUUUAGAUACUCCAACUGAUGCUAUAAUUGUAGCAGGAGGAGAUGGUACUUUAUCUGAUGUUAUAACUGGUAUAAUGAGAAAAUACAAACAAAACGUUCAUUCUGUCAAACAAUGUCCAAUUGGUGUUUUACCAUUAGGAGAAACAAAUACUGUUUCUCGUGCUUUAAAUCCUUGGUGCUUUGAUGAUUUACUUGAAAUACGUGAGAUGACAGAAGCUACAAUGGCUAUUAUAAAAGGCCACCAUAAGUUUAUAGAUAUUAUUGAAGUUUAUUCACUUCAAGAAAAUCCUGAAAUCGAAUUAAAACCAGUCUAUGCAGCUGGAACAAUAGAAUGGGGUGCUUGGCAAGAUGCAUAUGUACAAAGAAAUAAGUAUUGGCUUGGAAAAACUUUAAGAAAAUAUGCAACUUACAUAUUUAAUGGUUACAAAGAUAAUUUAAAUUGGAAUUGCAAUGGAUUGUUGAGAUAUACUGAACCUUGUACAGGUUGCUCACAUUGUUAUCAAAAUAUAAAUGUCGAUCAAUCUACGCAAACAAAUAAAAGAUGGUGGCAUGCAUUUGUGCCAAAAAAAGCAACAUUUACAUCAGAUAUGGUAAUUGACUACAGCAAAAUAACGAAUGAAAAUUGUGGCAUUUUUUACGAAGUUCCUAUUUCAACAACUGACUUAUACAUAAAAACCUCAACUAUAGAUAACGCCGAACUUCAAAAACAUUCUUCAUUAAAAAUACAAUUAGGUCCAAAAGAUAUAGAUUAUAUGUCAUUUGUUAGUGAAGGUUGGAAAAGAAUAAAUGGAAAUAGAACUUUAAUAAAUUCCUCAUUUGAAGCAAAGGAUAUUGAAUUGUAUCCUGAAAAGAAUGAUGAACGAGUAUUUUAUAUUGAUAACGAGGAAUUCGAUUUAACAGCAGUUAGAAUGAAAUUACUUCCACAAUGUAUAAAAAUAUUUUGUUCUAAUAAGAAAAACAUCAAUACACUAAGUAGAUAAUA
This is a messenger RNA of Vespula vulgaris, 1588 nucleotides long. It is a transcript of the gene Mulk, whose product is annotated as acylglycerol kinase, mitochondrial. Gene Ontology annotation, cellular component: mitochondrion; TIM22 mitochondrial import inner membrane insertion complex. The record is from RefSeq and is a predicted model, not a curated record. The transcript has 9 exons. NCBI's taxonomy places the organism in Eukaryota, Metazoa, Arthropoda, Insecta, Hymenoptera, Vespidae. Gene Ontology annotation, biological process: ceramide biosynthetic process; protein insertion into mitochondrial inner membrane. Bases 264 to 1586 code for a protein of 440 amino acids. Gene Ontology annotation, molecular function: acylglycerol kinase activity; ceramide kinase activity; ATP-dependent diacylglycerol kinase activity.